Olea europaea var. sylvestris is the source of this 3071-nucleotide messenger RNA. RefSeq names its product putative pentatricopeptide repeat-containing protein At1g16830. Gene Ontology annotation, molecular function: protein binding. The transcript is spliced from 7 exons. Bases 221 to 2185 code for a protein of 654 amino acids. Lineage: Eukaryota; Viridiplantae; Streptophyta; Magnoliopsida; Lamiales; Oleaceae. The record is from RefSeq and is a predicted model, not a curated record.
CUGGGCAAGACAAACCGAACCCCCCCGGCCCCGAGUGAGUUGUGAGCGUUGUGACCCACUGACCUGUUGCCGGCUGCCAUCUAGUCACCGAUGCCGACGUCGACCUCCGCCCUCCACCAUUGCCCGACGCCGCUGUUGUUGGAAUUUCUGCUUUCACAAGGAAUUCACCAGGGGCUGCUUCUAUCUCCAAGCCAGAUUUCUUAAAGAGAAGACACUGGAGAUGUUAUCUAGAUGGAGACAGAGUAAAAAUUUCAGAGAAAAGUUCAGAUUCUUUCCAUCCAAAUUACAGUCUUUAGUAGCAAUUCACAGUUUUUCUUCGCCAAUUGAAUUCACAACAAAAGAAAAACCUGAAAAUUCAUUUUCCAGUAAAUUUGCUCUGAGUCAACGAGUUUUGGGGGUUCACAAAACAGUCAUCCUUACCCCUCAAGUUGUGCAAUCCACUCUGCGAAGCUGCUCUUCUGAUUUGAUUGCUCUAAGCUUUUUCCUGUGGUGUGCCAAGCUACCCAAUUACUUUCAUGACAGAAACACUUUUCUUCACAUGGUAAGUGUGAUUUCUAACCUUACUACGAGAUUUAGAACGGUGCGAGGAAUACUUGAGGAAUUGGAAAAUAUUGGUUGUAUUGUAAAGGCUCAAACUUUCCUGCUUUUACUGCGAAUUUACUGGUGUGGAGGCAGAGCAAUGUAUGAACUCGUUAUCGAUGCGUUUGAGGAGAUGUGCAAGUAUGGUUACACUCCAAAUUCAUAUACUCGGAAUAUUUUUAUGGAUGUUCUUUUCAAGAUUGGGCAUGUAAAUGUUGCCCUUCAAGUUCUAAAGGAGACACAGGUCCCAAAUUUCUUGUCGUUUAGCAUUGCAAUUUGUAAUUUGUGCAAAUUGAAUGAUCUUAACAAUGUUAAAAGUGUGCUUAGGUCCAUGUUGUCGAAAGGGUAUUAUCUCAAUUCCAAGACGUUUUCAUUGGUUUUGAAUUGUUUUUGCAAAUUCACUAGGUUGGCUGAGGCAUUGCAGCUACUAGGCCUGAUGGUAGUCUUGGGUGCUCCAGUCUCUGUGAAUGUUUGGAGUAUAUUAAUAGAUGGAUUCUGUAAGUCUGGGCGGAUUGAUAUUGCAGCUUAUCUACUUGAGAAGAUGUUGGAGAGUGGUUGUUCUCCAAACAUUGUCACGUGCACACCUAUAAUUAAGGGAUUCUUGGAAUCUCAAAUGUAUAUCAAGGCAUUUGAGAUCCUUAAUGCUCUGGAAUUGGAAGGAUGUUAUCCUGAUUUGGUUCUUUCCAAUGUGUUGAUAGAUUGUCUCUCUAAGAUGGGGAUGUAUGAUGAUGCAUUUGAAGUUUUCUCCAGUUUGAGGGAACGGCAACUAAUACCUGAUGUUUACACUUUUGCUUCUCUGAUGUCAACUGUUUGUUUGUCUAGACAAUACGUUCUUCUGCCUUUGCUAAUCAGUGGCCUGGCUAUAGAACCUGACUUAGUAGUAUGUAACUCUCUUCUUAGCUAUUUCUGUAAAGCUGGUUAUCCGGAAGGUGCCGUGGAUUUUUAUAACAAUAUUAUAGAUAGUGGGUUUACACCAGACAAAUAUAGUUUUGCUGGAUUACUUAGUGCACUGUGCAGUUUGGGUAGGAUUCAAGAAGCAGUUAAUGUGUAUUGUGAAAUUGUUCGAACUCAUCCUUAUAUUGAUGCUCACAUCCAUACUAUAAUCGUCAAUGGGCUUAUAAAAUUAGGUAACCCAUUUAAAGCAACCAGAUUAUUCAAAAAAGUUGCUGCAGAGUUUCCACUUGAUGUUGUGUCAUACAAUGUCACCAUUGGCGGACUUAUCAGGAGUAGUCAAAGGGGAGAGGCUUAUGAUUUGUUUAGCCAAAUGAAGCAGAUGGAUAUACCUCCAAACAAGCACACAUAUAAUCUAAUACUCUCUGGCUUGUGUAAGGAUGGAGACGUAAAGAUGAUCAAAUCUAUCAUACAAGAAAUGAUUGAUAGGAAUAUUGGAUUGGACAACGCUGCAUGUAGUUUAAUGAAGUACCUUGGGUAUAAGUCACACAAUCUUCCUGGAUUGCUGCAAAGGAAGGCAGAUUCCUUAUGGAAUAAUGGAUGUGAUACUGGUGCAUAUGCUAGCAAUGAGGAUUUUGGAAAUGUAAUAAAUGUUCUAGACAAUAGCACAUCCAGCUGGGAUGACCUCCAGGAUGCAGCUGUUUCUGUGGGUUGAUAAAAAUUCGAGGAAAUUGGUCGUUCUUUCAGCGAAUUGUGUUCCUCGAAUUCAUAAAGCAGCACAACUUCUUUUCCAUGGAUGUCUAACAGGAUUAGAGUGGUUCUUUAAAGAAUUUCUCCCAAUGUGCUUCCAAGAUCUCGAUUCUAGACUCUGGGUUUUACUCUGUAAUUUGAGCAACACAGUAGGUGGAUUCCAAGAGGAAAUACUCAUACAAAUCUCUUCAAUUCGAGUCUUUGAUGAAUUUUCAACUGGCGAAACAAGAUGAUUAUUUUGAUUAUUACAAAAAUAGUAGUCACUAUGAGAGCAAAGAUAGCCAAGUCACUCAUCCACAGGUCCACAAAGUAUAUGGUUUAGCUAUUUCAAUGAAUGGUUUUGUGAAAUUGGACAAGUGUGUAGCAUUUGGUGAUUUUUGCAUGUUGGUUUUCUGCAUUUUAAGAGGUGGAGCAGUGGGGAAAUGCAGUAUUGAAAUAAUGUCAGAAAGGGGAUUGAAUAAGAAGAAUUAGAGCUUUAAUAGUAGUGACAGACGACGAGGCUAGAAGUUGCAGUCCUCACAUUAAAGAAGAGCGAUACAGAGCAAUGUUGGGAGAACAUAUUCAGAAGUACAAGAGGAGGCUGAAUAAUUCAGCACAAAGUCCUAUGUCGAUCCGUACAGGGACUCCACCUACAAAAAGUAUAGGAUCAAAAGAUCAGAAAUUGGCAAAUGGUCACCUAUCCAUGUCGGAUUUUCUCAAAAUCAAUUCUCAGAAGUAGAGAAAUUAUCUCGAGUCUAGUGCUAUUAGGUGUGCUCCUAUCCUUAUUUUCUCAUUUACAGUUAGUGCUGUUACAAAAAAUACACCACAGAUUCUCAAAUUCAGCAAUUGAUAAGAGUUAUAGUAACCAACUU